Messenger RNA from Exophiala xenobiotica, 543 nucleotides. RefSeq lists its product as uncharacterized. Bases 1 to 543 code for a protein of 180 amino acids. The transcript has a single exon. Lineage: Eukaryota; Fungi; Ascomycota; Eurotiomycetes; Chaetothyriales; Herpotrichiellaceae. The record is from RefSeq and is a predicted model, not a curated record. Gene Ontology annotation, molecular function: catalytic activity.
AUGGCCUGCGAAUCGCCUUACCCCGUGUAUGAUCCAGGCAACCGUCAAGCAUACAUGGAAUAUGCUCUGGAGAAGGCACGCCUCUCACCCCCAGCACCUACAAAGUUUUGUGUUGGAGCAGUCCUUGUCAAUGGGGAGAGUGGCAAGAUUCUCUCGACAGGCUACUCAAUGGAACUACCUGGUGAUAGGCCGGGAGACCCAGGCUCGACACAUGCUGAACAAUGCUGCCUCAUCAAAGUCGCCGAGAAACAUAACGUCCCAGAUGAUCGUGUCGGCCAAAUAUUACCCAAAAACACCGUCUACACGACCAUUGAACCAUGCAACGAACGUUUGAGUGGUAAUCGAACUUGCGUGGAGAGGAUACUCGGGCUCAAAGACUCAAUCAAACUGGUCUACGUGGGGAUCACAGAGCCUGGAACAUUUAUUGGUCUCAAUGAAGGCAGAAAGCGACGUGAGGAGGCAGGUGUCGAGGUCAGACAGAUCGAGGACAAGGAGCUUCGAGACCGGAUAUUCAAGGCCUCUACUGCAGGACAUGAUCAAUAG